ACAAGCCAAACGCAGCCAGAUCUAAAAACUACGAGUAAAACAACUUCUUCCUCUGAUGUUGCCAAUGGACAGGGCAGGAAACUUUGUGCCGGAGAUCGUGGCGAAAGCCACCCUCACCGAUGUCAACGUGAAGAAAUUCAGCCGGGAAGAGGUCGAGUUAAACGCCAAGGUCUCCGUCAACAACCCCUACGGUUAUCCUCUUCCCAUAUGUGAUUUCUCCUACGAACUCAAAAGCGCCGGCAGGGCGAUUGUGUCGGGGUAUAUGCUGCCGGAUCCGGGGUUGUUGAAGGCGAGUAACACGACGAUGCUAAUGGUAUCGGUGAAGGUGCCGUACAGCAUACUAGUGAGCUUGAUAGGGGAUAUUGGAGCGGAUCGGAAUAUAGAUUAUGAGUUGGAGGUGGGUCUGACGAUUAUCGACAUUCCGAUCAUCUCUGACCUGAGAAUCAAUCUAUCCACCAAGGGCAAGCUUAAGCUUCCUACCUUCCCAUCUCAUCUGCCAAGUUCAACGGGGCCCGUGGGGUCGGGGAGUCUCUCCCCGUCCUCGUCUCCGUCCGCGCCGAUGACAGGGACGGAGAUCCCCGCGGAGAUUUUUAACGGAGGUAGAUUUUGCUCCAUCUGAUUCCCCGUGGAUUCCUAUUCCCCACCAAUUAAUAUCUAAAUAUAUAUUUUUUAGAUCCACCAUAAAUAAAGAUUAAUUGGUGAAGUUCAAACGUUCCCUGGCAGUAGCAGCUGCAAUUCAACAAACCACAAUUGGUGUCAAAGCGGCUAUCACGCAAGAUCAAAAUUUGUAAAAAUUGUAAAAUUGAAGAUGCAGAAAGUAGCAAGGAACCACAGAAUCUACAGACCCUUAAAACAUACGAAAAUCUAGAUUGAAAAAAAGAAUCCUAGAUUCAUCAAUUAUCUUAUUAGCAAAUUAGUAAAAUAAUCAAAAUCAC
Messenger RNA from Rubroshorea leprosula, 935 nucleotides. The record is from the annotation of a GenBank genome assembly. Lineage: Eukaryota; Viridiplantae; Streptophyta; Magnoliopsida; Malvales; Dipterocarpaceae.